Striga asiatica is the source of this 1047-nucleotide messenger RNA. Lineage: Eukaryota; Viridiplantae; Streptophyta; Magnoliopsida; Lamiales; Orobanchaceae. The record is from the annotation of a GenBank genome assembly.
CUCAAAGCUCACAAUUUUAAUGGAAAAUUGAAAAGUAAGGUUUACAAACCUCUUAAAAACCUCCCGCUAAAGUUGCCCUAAUUAUCCCCGACCUCCAAAUUCCUAAUUCAGACCAAAUAGCAAAACCCUAACCAGCAAUCAUUUGAUUGCCACAAUGGUUUGCAUUAGGAAAGCAACGGUGGAUGACCUGCUGGCGAUGCAGGAGUGCAAUCUCUUCUGCCUGCCGGAGAAUUACCAGAUGAAAUACUAUCUCUAUCACAUUCUCUCGUGGCCGCAGCUCCUCUACGUCGCCGAGGAUUACAACGGCAAGAUUGUCGGUUAUGUUCUGGCCAAGAUGGAGGAGGAGUCCACCGAGUGCCACGGCCACAUAACUUCGCUUGCCGUCCUCAGGACUCACCGCAAGCUCGGCCUCGCUACUAAGCUCAUGACUGCCGCUCAGAACGCCAUGGAACAGGUGUAUGGAUCUGAAUAUGUGUCGCUGCAUGUCAGGAAAAGCAACAGAGCUGCAUUUAACUUGUACACCGAGACUUUAGGGUACAAGAUUCAUGACGUGGAAGCGAAAUAUUACGCAGAUGGAGAGGAUGCAUAUGAUAUGAGGAAACACCUGAAGGGAAGGCAGCACUAUGGCCACCACCAUCAUCACCACGGCUGUUGUUCUGCCGACCUGAAAACAGAUGGAUCAGCUUAGGCCAAAGCCGAAUGACAAGAAUGGGUUAGAAUUGUCUUCUUGUGUUUAUUAGUCACUUUGCUCGCGUGUACUUACAAGAAAAUGCAUGUUCAACGUAUUUAGCCCUUAUUUUUACUUGAUUUGGAUACUUAUGUUAAGCAGUGAUAACACCAUGCCAUCUGGUCUUAAGAAAUGUUUCCACUGCAUCACAAAUCUUGAUUUUCUAAUUUUUAUUUAGUACCGUCACUACAAGUACAAUGUGUUGUUCAUACUGCCUUUUACUUUGUCUUUAUAGAUGUUGAUUUUCUGUUGAUACUACAUGGUUUUUUUGUGUUCGCCUCAGUUAUUAUAACGAAUUGUGUUCACACCCUCGACAGAUU